Molecule: messenger RNA, 9375 nt
Organism: Bombus terrestris (buff-tailed bumblebee)
Lineage: Eukaryota; Metazoa; Arthropoda; Insecta; Hymenoptera; Apidae
Exons: 4
Coding region: 4421-6712 (763 amino acids)
Source: RefSeq, a predicted model, not a curated record
UAUUAGCUAACGUACCUCGAUUGCGUAACAGUGAGAAACGCGUGAAGCGCGAUUAUAAAUCCAUUUCAUAACGUUGACUGUUAGUGCCAGAUACAGACGUAUACGCGUGUAUAUCGAAAGUGCAAUAUGUUCGCGUUAAAGCAUCCGCCUGCUAAAUACGGUAUAAGCGUAUCUUACAAUCAUACCGAGUGAUACUGUUGCAGCGUUUCAGCUUUGUCGCUGACGUCUGAAUCGUAAUUGCGUACGAAAUAUUAUAGUCCGCGAAUAGGGUUUUCCUAAUACGGCUAUACCUUCUAUGGAGAGAUAAACUACCCUACAUUAGGACGUCUAACAUCCUCUCUAACAUCUUGUAUAGAGGAACGAGCCGGGUUGUGUAACGGUUUAAUAACAAGAACUAUAUUACCGGCGUAAAAGAGCGAGAAUAUGCUUGCUGCGCGUGAUCCUCCGUUCGUGUUUUAUAAAAAUACAUGCAACUGGUCGUCCGUGUACAGAAAUAUUUCUUACCGUUUUGUACGUUAAUUGACACCACAGAUUGCGCUCCCUACAGUGGAAUAUUUCUGCCGUUGAAAAAAAAAAAAAAAAAGAAAAAAGAAUAAACCGUAUUCAUCGACGAUGGAUCGUAAUUUGCGACGGAAGAACGAGGUGGGGGGGGAGAUCUUUUUCGCGAGGACCUUUGUUACCUUUUCGUCCGCUUAUUAAGGCGUGCGUGGUAAGGACAUUGUAAAAUUCUGCAAAGCUCGUUUACGUACAGUGGAUCGUCGAUGCGUCUUGCGAAUUUUCGAAUUUACGUUACACUGCCAAGCAGAUGUUGGUUUUGUUGCAAUUCGAUACGUUCACCUUAAAACACGCAACAUCGUACGUUAUCCUGGUUAAUUUGCGUCGUGUAGGAAUCAUGUUAAACGUUUCCACGGACAAGAUAUCUAUGUUGGUGGAAAAGGUUAUGCGCGAAGGAAGGGCGAGAAAGUGGUCAUUACGAGCGAAUAGCCGCGUCGAAGUUGUGAGAACCAUAGUGUCCCGUGACUGCGUUAUUAAGCAAAAAUAUUGCACCAUUUUCAGAGCAUUAACGAACAAGUUUUACAGGGGAACGUAAACCGUGGCCGGCUCGUAUAUUAAGCUGGUUUGAAUGUUCUAUGAACGAAUACGACAAAUCCGUGCUUCGGUUCUGACCUUCUUUGGCGCGACAGCGUGGGCGCAUUUACUUCAGACGGAAUUACAGUCUGCACUUACUCCAUCUUACCUCAGUCAUUUCAGUAUAAGUAACUGCAAUCGUGAACCGUGACCGCUGCUCGUAUCAUCUGGUUUACGUAAUUACGUACGGAUACACGCGUACGUGUACCUGAAUACACAGAACGUGGAAUCGAGAAGUAAUACGCCCGGAAAUGACCACCUCUCGGUGGUCCUACGAUCAAGGAAUUUAGAAUUCGUCGAGAGUAUAGGAAGAAACUGGUUUUACCUGAAUCACGGUUUUACCAUUGGAAAAGGAAUCGAUCGCACGUUAGUCAGGACAUUGUUACAAGUUGCUACGUUAUCUGGAAACGUUAUGUCGCCAUCGCGGGAAGUAAUAAUUCCAAUUUUCGCGUUCAAGAUCGAGAACAGAACGUUUAAGAUUUUGCAAUUUUUACCCCCAUUUUCCGUACCAUUAUCUACUCGAGCAAACGUCGGUAUUAACUUCCUUAGCAAUUAUUCGAAGCUGAUACUUUAAUUUAUUUCACACACAUACCGUCUAAUCGUUAUACUCGUAACAACAUGAUGUAACAGAAAGCGUACGAUUUUAAUCGAUCGUUUAAAGUACGUUGCAUCGAUAAUUGCAAUGUAUUUCUUGCUUUUCGAUCGUCCUUCGAUCGUCGUUGUUACGUCUUCGAAUGGAUAGAUGAAAUCUAAUAUACGGAUCAUUCAAGUACAAUAUCAUAGCGAGGAAACUUGGUCAAAAGCCAGGGAAUGUAAAUCACGCAGAUAGGUUGAUCUUUCUCUACGCGCAAUUGUAGCGGAUAUGCAAAACUAGAGUAAAGUGCCAGAUGCCGUUUAACGAUUGGAACGAGCGCGAUUCAGGCUACAUAUUACCUUUGCACUCGAUCACGUGCGUUAGUGUAUCGUAGUGUAGUAAGUUGUUUUCAUUGGAAAUUUAUAUUCGUAUUCUUCUAGGACAACAUAAUCUGUACGAUGAAAUAUUGGUCGAUUAAAUUUCAUUAUACUUUUCUAUGAUCCUUGACGGACACUUUAACGAUGUUUUCGUCGUUUUCUCAUCGAUGUUUUAAUUACUUUCGUCAUCUUCGUAACUGUACCACGCGUAUCGUUACUUCAAAGAUCUGUUAUAACCAAAGUAUCAUGGCAUAUCAAAGUCGUAUAAUCGAAGCAUUUAAUAAAAAGUAUCGUCUUGUCCUCUCGGAUAAGAAAUUUUUCGAUAUUUUGGAUCGUCUCGAUCGCAUUUGCUUCGAGCAAAGAAAUGACGGCGCGUUAGACUGUUCGUACAAUCAGGGCAAUAGAGUCGCAUAUAUUGUAGUUUUCCUACUUGCCCAACGCGGAUAUCGCGUUACGUACAUAAUGUCGAGUAAAAGUACUCGCAGAUGCUUGAACCCUUAUCGUUUAUCAACUGAUUUAGCCGUUGUUGAAAGAACUGUGACACGGUAACGCGUUUUGCUUCCGCAUAUGUUGUGGCACGCUUAUCGCAUAUGGAAACCUCCGCAUAAACUACAUCUCGUUCGUGAAACUCUAAACUCGUUGUUUGUAUAGUUGUAGGGAUUUUUAUAAAAGCGAGUUAGCGUCGAUAUCGAUGCACGAUAAACGAUAUCCGACAUUUCUCAACCAUGACGGAUCGGUUUCUAUUUUGCAAGGCAAAUAGCACUUGACACGUUUGUGCAUUGCAAAAUUUUACAAAUAUACGAAUCUCGUUACCUCAUCCACUUGGCAGGCCACGCUCCAAUUCGAAUCGAAACACUAACAUGAUUCGUUUAACACAUUUUCUGCAACAAUUUAUUACAUCUGCUGGUUUAUAUUCGCCGCUAUUUAACGCAAAGUAUUUACGCCGCAUUGAUAUAGCAAUAGCCGCGCGACUGCCGAAAAUUUUCUCAUCCAAUCGCAUCGUUCGUGUCGUUCACAAAUCAUAAACACGUCCCUGCGGUAAAAUUAUGCGCUCGCCUUAUCCACUCGUAUCGCGUAAAUUACGAGUCAACGGUAGACCGGUUUCGGUCGAACUGAACCCGAAACGAAAGAGAAAUGUUCAUUUUUUAUAUUUGAAAUACGAGAAAGUAAAUUUCUGGAAUGGCUACAACGCUAUCGCAACUGGCAUCUAAAUCUAAUUUGACGAAGCAAAGUGUUUGUAUUUUGACAGGAUUCUAUAUUUUUCAUUUACUUGUUAUAAUCCAUACUGAAAAAACAAACGAACAAAUAGAACGCGAACGAUCGAUAUUCGUUGCUCGUAUAGAGUAUAUCCGUAAUACGAAAGCAACGAUUUCUUUUCCCGGUUAUGUUGGCGAAACCGGUGUACUUGGUAGUCACGUUGACUCGAUUCAUUGACAGAAAGAUCCGAAUGAGCGUUGGAAAUGUCCGAGGCGCGGCGACGAGCGCAAGCGGUUCUCGUUCGGCGGAGCCGCCCGCGCAGCGACUCGGCCGCGCCGAAGGGGGCCGAGAUUGGCCGAGGCCGAACGAACGCGGACGAAUAGUCGGCUCGAAUCGCACUGCCGCGAUGCAUCGGUUCGAACGCGCGCACGGGCUGGCUGUCUCGCUUGUCUCCCUAGUGCGUCGUUCGAGGUUCGUCCUCUCUCGUUUCUCCGUUAUCGCGAAUCGCGACGGCGCGGUGGCGUGUUCGGGUUUUCGAAAAUACGCGCGCUACCGCGACCCGUCACCGACACCGGCGUCGUCUCACCGCGCUCUCGCCUGACGUUUCCGACGUCACCGGUAAGCCCGCAAACAUUUUCCCCGAGUCCGACUGAGUGACUCGAUGAACUCGUUGCCCGCGUGACACUUGAAUACGAUCGUCGACGCGCGCGCACGUCGUUAUCCAUCGACCGACACGCGGUUUCGAACAUCGUUCGUGACAGAUUCUCACCGUGUCUCAUCACGCUUCGAACUUUGUGCAACGUUUCCACGCGAACCUCUUGCUGCGUCCGCGUAAUCGUGCUAUACGUCAUCGGGGGUUAAACGACGAGCGACGAAGGAAGACAAACGCUUGGAACACCGAAAGUGUGAUAUAUGUGCCAAUUGUCGAACUAACCUUUACGUUAGUGCAUGCACGUGCCGCGUGGCUGUCUACGACUUGAAGUUUCCGCUGUUAUACGAAAUACGCGCCGAUUAGCUACGCGAGGACCACAAGUUCCAAAGUUUUGUUUUAGAGGAGAAACGGCAAAGGGUCGAUAGAUUGACAAAGUGAGAAAAGCGAUCCCAGAACCAGGCCCGUUAUGGAUUCCUAUCCGAUGGGGGCACUAUGCAGACCGAGGAAAUCGUGUCUCGCGCGCAAUCUACUGGUAUAGACGGUUGCCCCACGGACGACGCUUCUCUGCACCAUCAUCCGCAUCGUUCGUCGCGUGUAAAGUGUCCGCUGCCACCUCUGCUUCACAUGGCGGUCAAGCAGGAGCCACAGGAGGAGGAGGAACGAAGUCGUGACACGAAUGCGUUGAGUCCUCAAGUAGAUGCAGACGUUUCGCCGACGUCCGUCGAUGGCAAACACGGACAUGGACACGAAACCAGCCAUCAUCAGAUUCAAGAACUGGAGGAAAGCGCAGGACAGGCUGUUACGGAUCUCAAUAGCCGAGGAAGGCCGAGCCGAGGCCGCAGGAAGUCGCGAUGGAAGCUCAAGUUUCAUCACCAGGCGCUGCCCCCGGAGUACCUUGACCACUACGAGGCGUCCCUUGCUCAAGAGGCUUUAAACUCAUCGCCGACGCGGCUAACGGAACCGACGAUUCCGAGCCCGGCGCCAACCAGCUCUACCUCGACGCCGAGUCCCAUCGCCGACGUGCACGGCUGGCUGCAGCGGAUCGCCGCGAUGCAACAAGAGCUGUGUCCGCGGAUCUCGUCGUCGCAAUGCUCGCCCGUAAAUUCGUGCCAAGCGUCGGGCUCCAGGAGGUCCGUGAUCACGUCCACCUCCACGCACGCGUUGAACACGGGCCACCAUAAUCAUAACCACGGUCACGGUCAGCAGCAACAGCCGCUGUCUCAAGGAUCCGGCAGGCCGCCGAUGAAAUACUCGGAUCUGCCUUACAUGGGCGAGAUCACGCUGGACAACAGCAAGCCGCGACGCGGUAGGAAACCGAAGAAAGCCGACAUUUGCCAUUUGAUCUACAAGAAUUACGGCACCAUACUACCCGGCACUCCUGGCCACGAGGAGAGAAGGCUGUCGCCGAGGGACAAGCUGGACUGCCGCGAGAGGAUCUCGCCGCAGAUGCCGUUCCAACGAACCGACGUUCAGAAUAGAAUCAGUAGCUUGUUGGAGAAACGAUUGACGCAGGAGUCUCGACGAAGCUUCGGCGCGAUGGAAAACUCGAGGGAGCAGGACGAGCCGUUGAAUCUCUGUAUCAGAGACUUGAAUCAGCUGAAAAUCAGGCUACUAAGAAAACACGGCAACGUGUACGAGUCUGGGCAGGUGAAGAGCGAGACGUCCAGCGACGGAGAGGAGAUCGAGUGUAUAGGCGCCACGUUCCCUUCGGAACCGGGCUACCGUUCGCUGGAUCAUCUCGGUCAUACCACCGGCAACAACGUGAAUCACAACAACAACAACGUGAUCGAGCCGGUGUUGGGUGGCAAUCCCGGAUUCGUGUAUUGGCCGAACGCCGGAGUCUUUAUCCAUCCGAUGGCGUUGCAAUCGCAGCUACUCUACUACCAAAAGAUGGCACAGAACGACAAAUGUUAUCCCCGAGGUUUGGACCAACAUCCGAAGGAGCAGAAGAUCGUCCCUAAAUCGAUAUACUCCAUGAUGGAAACGAAGAGUCCGCCUCUGUUGCCAGCCACGGUCCAACCGGCCUCUCAAACGUCCUCCGUGCCGCCUCCUGUCUCGCCCAGGCCGAAGAGGAACGCGUCCGUGGUUCAGGCUCAGGGACAGCCGACGAAGAGGAAACGAUCCGCCAUAUUCAUCCCGCCCAUGCCAUCGGAGAACAACAACAAUCCAGCGACGGAAGUGAGCAUAUGCAAAUUUAAAUUCACCGGAGGUGCGAAGCCCAGUCUACAGGAGAAGAAGAGCCUGUCGGUGGAUUCAGGCGGCAACUUUAGAUACUACAGCGGCACCGGGGACAAGAGUAUGCGCGGCUACGAGUUCUUUCCGCGAGAAGCGCUUCAACAGUCGGCAGGGCAAUCGGGUUCCUCGACGGGAGCUUUUCUCAACGCCGCCGGCGAGAGGAUUCAGCCGACAGCCUGCCAGAGGAGCGGCAAUCAAGAAGAAGGUCGUCGCAAGAGGAAGACUCGAAAGUCCCUUCAGAGGGAGAAGCUGGAGCAAACGUUCAAGGAGAAAGGAUUUCUCAUACAGACGCAGCAGCUGGAGUCCGCCGAGGGCGCUACUUACUGCAAGUUCCGGCAGCUUAGGAAAUUCACCAGGUAUCUGUUUAGAAGCUGGAAGGACUACCUGCCGGGGAAUGUGCGCGAGCUGACGGGCGCUCCGGACAACGAAAUGGCCGACGGAGACGCGGAGAGCGACACGAACGUGUUACCGUCGCCGGUCCCUCGUGCCAAUAUGGUGGACGUUCCGGCUGGCUUCGUCGACGAGCAUCGCGCUCUGCCUCUGACGUGAAACGUUGAAAUUGCUGCCCGAGGCGGUCGGACGAUUCCAACUUGACGCUACUUUUGCCACUCUGCGGAGUAGGCGCGCGACGCUUCCUGACAUCCAGCGGAUAUCGAUCGGUUCGACGAUCGUUCUUUUUCUUGCCAGUGCUCGAAGCGAAGAACGGCCAGCAUAUUGUACAUAGAUUUCGAAGGACGACGGUAGAGUGAUUCUGCGGCGAUCGAUCUCGAUGAAAAGAACGGCCAAAUAGUCGAGAGGAGUUCUUCCUCCAAGCGAGUUUCGUAUGUCCGUGUUUCGUAUCCGACGAUCGGGAAAAUUAUCAGCUAACGAAACGAAACUUUGGUAAACGAUAAACUGCGUAUCGUAGGACGAUAUUCCUUAAGCCGUGAAAAAUGUAACGAUACGUUGCCGAUGAGCUUUGGCUGACGGAAACGUAACGGGAAUUAAAAACGGAAGAAACGUUUAGUUUCCAAGGAGGAAUCGCUUUUCGAAAUUAACGGAUAAGAAAACGCCCGAGAUUGUAAAACGCGAUUGUUAAAUCUACUCGAAGCAGGUGGACGUUGCUGGUCGUCUCGUCCAUCGAGUUUGUUGGUUCAGCGACGUCUGCUUUUCACGAUUUUCUAGCCAUUCGUCGAUCGCGCGUCACUCUGUAUCGCGAUGCCUGUUACGAGUCUCGAUCGUUGUUGCUAACGUCAUAGCGUUUAUCGCAUUCAUCGGCGUUAAACUGCCUUGUUACGGUAUUUUUGAGAAACCUAAUUAGCGCAACGUAAAAGUAGCCAAUCGAUUAGGGCGUAGAGCGCAGUUUUAACGCGUUAACCUGUUACGCGAUUCUCCUAAUAAUUCGUGUUUUCGAUGUUUAUCCGCCUUUUGCUCGAUCGUGUUUAUUUCAAAUUAUCUAAAAAUCAUCGCCAAAUCUGGUCGAUUCUUCGAUGGAUCGUCAAAUCGAGAACGCGGUCGCGUACGUUCGCGAUAUUCGAAAGACUCGGUCGACGUCGUUUCUCCUUUAUCGAAUUUAUGAUGUUGGCCGAAGAAGUUGCCGAUUAAGAAACGUAACGCAGCGAACGAGGUAACAGGUUAAACGCGAGAGACAAUCGCGUAGCUUUCGCUGUGCGCUCGCGAUCAACCACGGCUGACUGUUAACGUCACGACGGUUCGGUAUCGAGACUUUACAACGCGUGUAAAAUACGACGCGCAUCGUGCACGUCGCGUUCUUCCGACAAAUCGAAAAACAGCCGCUCGACACGGUGGCCGUUGAGAACUUCUUUUAUCGAACUUUCCCUUCGUAUCUUGUUCUUAUCGACGUACGCGCGCGUUGCUAAAUAUCGCGCGCGGAUUUCGAGAUUUCGUCGCUACCGUCUUGCGCCAAGGCGGAGAGAAAGAGCGAGAGCGCAAGAGAGAAGAGACAGCGGCGUGGUAUCGUCGCGUAACGUGAUUUAAUAAUAAUGUUAAUUCGAUCGUAGCUCGUGCCAAAGAUGGGAGACUGGAAUGUACAUAGCGCUGAAAGAACGUGUUUGUCGUAGUUAACCAAAGAGCGUGGUUUCGUGCUCGCCGAUUAAAAGCGGAUACGGAUGUAAUCUUCGCGUUAAGAAACGAGAGGCGUGACGCGAUAAAUUCAGCUUUCUAGCUGGCCCGACCAUGGCCGAGGCGAGACUUUCUUCGGCUUUCGAUUUUGCGAUACGUUUCGCGAGGCUUGUCCGCUUCCAGGAACAGACAGCAAGAACGAGAGGCAACGAGAUCGGGGAAAGAAGAGAAUACGUAGGUUGAGAGAGAGCGAGACUCGGCAUGGGGAAUAAUCUCGAAGGAGGAAACGGAAUAACGAGAAGAGAGCGACAGAAGAGGAAACGGGCAAAGCCCGUUCUAACUAUACGAUUAUCGUGAUUAUUUUUUAAUCGUAAAUUACUCGCCAAUCUUAUUUAAUAACGCCUAACGAAAUCUAGUCUUAUUUAUACUCUUUGUUAAAUCAAAAGCCGUGUUUUUUUCUUUAUUAUUAUUAUUAUUAUUAUUAUUAUUAUUAUUAUUAUUAUUAUUAUUAUUAUUAUUAUAUGAUUAUUAUUAUUAUUAUUAUUAUUAUUAUUAUUAUUAUUAUUAUUAUUAUUAUUAUUAUUAUUAUUAUUAUUAUAGAUGACGGUUUAUUUAUACAUGUACAUACAUAGUCGUACAUAGUUUAUGUCGGUGAGUGGCGUUUAUGAAGAUGUAAUCGAAUGGAAGAAAAGGCGUAAACGUUGGUGGAAACACGUGAUCGAAUGCGUCGAUCGAAAGGACGGAGAUCGUCGCGUUGGCGCCUCGUACACGUCCGACGAAAACGAUAGGAGAAGGUUUGAAACGAGAAUGAGAAACGAUCGUACCUGAGACUCGCGGCGCCUCCUUCGAUGGGACGUGCUUUCGUCGACUUUUCGCUUUCACGAUGCCCCGUUUGCGGAUGCCCGGCGUGUUCGUAGCGAUUCGACGAGUUCGUAAACGCGCCGAUGGAUCUCCGUCGUUGGAGGAGAAACUGCGCGUUGAAAACAACGACGACGAUAAGCGACGGAACGAGGGAAAAUGCAACAGGAACCGUCCUAUACCCGUGUCGUUAUUGUCCUGUGCAGCGACAAGCAAAACUAUUUUGUACGUAUUGCCGAUAGCGAGGACAUCGGUUCUUAUAAUCUGUAAUAAUAAAACGUAAUCGUCACUGA